Molecule: messenger RNA, 2883 nt
Organism: Monopterus albus (swamp eel)
Lineage: Eukaryota; Metazoa; Chordata; Actinopteri; Synbranchiformes; Synbranchidae
Gene: rwdd2b
Product: RWD domain containing 2B
Exons: 4
Coding region: 1-909 (302 amino acids)
Molecular function (GO): protein binding
Source: RefSeq, a predicted model, not a curated record
AUGUCUUACUUGGAGUGGGCUGAGUCUCAGCUUGCAGAGCUAGAGCUGCUGAGCAGUAUGUUUCCCACCCAGGAGGAAUUGGAGGUCACAGACCAGGUGGCACUAGCUGAACUGAGGGCCUACGUAGAGGGUUCAGCUCCAAGAGACAGCCCUCCUUCCUCCAGACCCCAUUUUCUCAUCAAACAGAAGCUGGACACGGGAAGCACGGAGAUGACGGAUGUCAUUCUGUCCUGUGCGUAUACAUCUGAAUAUCCCAGUGUGUUACCAGAGAUCACAAUCCGGUGUGCCAGUCUCAACAGGGCCCAGCAGACACAGCUCCAUGCAGAUCUCAGUGCAUACCUUAUAGGAAACUUCCAGGGGGAAGUAUGUGUGCUCUCUGCAGUGAAUUGGGUGAAAGAAAAUCUGCACCUCUUCAUCAAUAGGAGCUUGUCAACAGCACCGGCUCCUAAGAAAGAGUUUGCCUCUCCACGGUCACGGUCACAGGAAGUGUUCAGCCGACUGUGGAUCUACAGUCACCACAUCUACAACAAGGCAAAGAGGAAGAACAUCUUGGAGUGGUCCAAGGAGUUGGGCCUGUCAGGAUUUAGCAUGCCUGGGAAGCCUGGUAUUGUGUGUGUUGAAGGUUCUCAGUCUGCCUGCGAGGAGUUCUGGUCCAGAGUGAAGGUUCUGACAUGGAAGAAGAUCAUGAUUCGACAUAGAGAGGAUAUUCCCCUUGAUCAUCAGGGCGAGGACAGCAGGAACGUUGAAAGUAUUGACUGCCUGCGCAAAUUCUCAGGCUUUGAAGAAGCAGUGUUUGACCCCCAUGGGAACAGAGGUAAUCACAUGGACCUUGGGCAGCUCUACCAGUUCUUAAAUGAGAAAGGCUGUUGUGACGUCUUUCAGAUAUAUUUUGGCAUUGAAGGAAGGUAGUGGUCAGACCUAGGGGGGUAAACAGGUAUUUGACUGGUGCCCUGUCACUAAAGUAACCUCUCCUGAAAAAUUCUGUAAAUCUUGCACAUUCAUUACUGUUUUAGUUUUUUGUUUGUUUGUUUCACAGGCAGGCACGCAUAUGAACUGUGACCACAUGAUCACAUGUGCCUGAUGAACUGAAAUAAAUGAACUAUGUUUUAUGGAUUUUGUAUAGCUGUGGCCUGUGGGAAAUCACGGGGAUAAAAGAAAGAACAUAUUUGCAAUUUGAGUUCUCACUUUUUUUUCUAGCUAAUGGGCAUGUUUUUCAAAAAGAAGCAUUAAAAAAGUAUUUGUCAGAGAGUUUUCUCAAGGACUUUAAUUAUAUUUGCAGUUUUAAUAUACCUCCAUGUGACACAGAUCACACCUUGCCCUGGGUGUUUCUUUCCUCAAAUGGCACCUUGGUGUAUUACUACCAGGGUAUUAUAGGAUUUUCGGGUCUGAUACCACGUUAAUUUGGAUAACAUAGACAACACUAUGCUAGAUAUCUGUUUAUGAAAUCUGUUGAUUUUCUUCUUAUGAAUAAUGGAAAGUCUUUCUCCAAUUUUCUUUGACUGAUUAGUUGUUAGAUAAAUGGCAAUUAAAAUGUGAAGUUACUGGACAUUAUUCUUACUUUUAAAUCCUUAAGACUGAGAUGGAAAUUUUAAAAAUAUUCAUGCAGAUUUGUAUGUAGAGUUUGUCUAGUUUGUGGUAUAAGGCGAUUGUAUUAAGUAUAUGAUAUGCAUGGCUAUUUUAUAAGUGAGCAAAAUGCACAAAUUACAUGCAGUAAGCAGUCAUAUACUGUGUAUUUUGAUGGUUUUGACUGACGACUUGGUGAAGUCACUGAUGAAAGGAAAGUCAGACAACUUGAAGACAAAACAAACUUAAGUAUCUACAGGCAUCUGGAUUGGAUUUUGUUGCAAACUUGCUUGGUCUACACUGCCCAGCAGCCAGCAGAUGGUAGCAUAUUAUAAUUAAAUUUUGAAAAUAUGGCGACCUGAGAUGUCAUCUGUUAUUUCAAGAUGUUAACCUGCUAACAAAUACAGUGCAUCCAAAAACAAAUGUAUUCAUCUACAAAACCAAACAAUAGUACAUUGUUUAAACAAUCUUAGCUGUUAUUUGGAUCAAAUAUGAAUACUGUUGAUUAUAUAUAUAUAUAUAACUGUCAUUAAGCAGCCAUGCAGAUCAAUAUGCUAUAAUAAGUGUACAAUGUAAAAAGGUAGGGUGGUUUAUAUGUGUGGUUCUGUAUGUUUCACAACAGCAAGGUGUUUGUUUAAAACUCAAACAGCCCAUAAUCUUCUGCAUUGUUUCAUUUGUGCUUACUUUUAACAAAUCUUCCUUCUACUACAUAGCCAGAAUUGAUUCAGCUAAAAUUGGUUUUAUUUGAUCAUGUUUACAUCUAACAGGGAUAUAGCACAUCUAUAGACGUCUGACUGACAGAUUCGUCACUGUAGUAGGGUUGUAACAGCAGAAUAUGGUAUAAAUAGUUCAAAGAAUUCCUUUCAAAAGCCCAGAUUAAAUAAAGAUAAACCAAACACUAAAGAUUUCUAAAUACAAAUGUUUACCCCAAAUGAAUCAAUAAUUUGGUUAAUAUUUGUAGAUACAUUAGGGCUCUUAUUCAAUUAGUAUUUAUGCUGUAGUUUCACGUCUGUUGAGAUUAGCUGGACAUUGGUCAAUCUAUUAAUUAAGACGCCAAACAAAAUACCUGCUUUAUACAUUUAAAAAUCACCUGCCAUGAGUUAAUGUAAUGGCUUACAUUAUUCCAUAAUAGAUUUAAUAUAGCAAUGACCAUUGCGCGAUACAUCAUACGUGCAUGACCAGUACGUAUGACUUGCCAACUUUUGAAAUAAACCAGUUUUUAAAGACUUUUUCCAAUAUAGACAAAAUUGUUUUUACUCUACACCUAUAAUUUUUCAUUCCAUGCACAGAUGAUUUUCAAGAUGCUUUAUUGAUUUUUCU